Nyctereutes procyonoides (raccoon dog) is the source of this 3160-nucleotide messenger RNA. RefSeq names its product UTP25 small subunit processome component (gene UTP25). Bases 533 to 2815 code for a protein of 760 amino acids. NCBI's taxonomy places the organism in Eukaryota, Metazoa, Chordata, Mammalia, Carnivora, Canidae. Gene Ontology annotation, biological process: maturation of SSU-rRNA from tricistronic rRNA transcript (SSU-rRNA, 5.8S rRNA, LSU-rRNA). Gene Ontology annotation, molecular function: rRNA binding; U3 snoRNA binding. Gene Ontology annotation, cellular component: small-subunit processome; nucleolus. The record is from RefSeq and is a predicted model, not a curated record. The transcript has 12 exons.
UUAGGUUGCAGUGUUUUCUAAGCGUCAGUUUCAGGUUCCUCCUCUGCAGUAUUGGGCUUAGAGACGGGACGUCUGCGUGUACCGCGGCGACGAUGAAGUGAGAUGCGCCCUUAAAUAUUGGUUGGUAUUUUUAUUCACGGCACGACACAAAGCCAGGACCCUCGACCAUCUCGGCUGCCGCCCGUCUCCGCGGGAGGACCCCACCCCAGCGCAACCGAGGCACAAAGCGCGCCCAGCCACCCGCACACCUCCCGCCGCUCGCAGCACCUGCCGGCGCCCGUGCAUGCGCUUCCAGAGAGCGUCCCUAGAGGGCAGACUCGAGGCCGGGAAGUUCUAACGCCCGUCGUACGGGCACGACGUGAAACGGCUCUGCUUUGCGGCCCCCGGCCUCCGCCGUAAAGCGCGUGGGCUGCCCCGCGUGAGUGAGCUGACGGGCGACUUCCGCGGGUGCGGGGGCGGGAGGGAGACGCGCGGGUGGAAGGGGUGAAGCGGUGGAAGGCGGUGGAAGGCGGGGCCCCUGGACGCUCCGGCUAUGGGCAAACGCGGGAGCCGGAGCCGGAGCCGGAGCCGGAGCCAGCUGCUCCACGCCCUGACUAAGAAGCAGAAGAAGCACCUUCGGGAUUUCGGCGAGGAGCAUCCCUUCCACGACAGGGUUUCUGGAAAGGAGGCAAAACCACAGAUCUAUCAACGGUCAGAGAAUUCAGAUGCUUCAGGUUCUGAAAGUGAAGCAGAGAGUGAACCAGAACAAGUUUCUGGGUACCACAAACUACUCGCCACAUUAAAGAAUGCAUCAGAAGAGGAUGAGGAGGAAGAGGAGGAUGAAGAAGAAGAGGAAGAAGACAGUGCUGUAGAUGAGGCAGAAACGAACAGUGAAGAUGAUGGUAGUGAUGUCAGCGUGGAGAAAGAGACAACAGCCGAGUCCACCAAAGUGCAGGAGAGUAUGGUUUUGCCUGCUGACCCUGAAGGAAAAGAUGGGGAUGGGCCACUUGGCACAUCACAAGAAUCCCUUGAGGAGUUUACAGAUGCAAAACACGAGUCACUCUUCAGCCUGGAAACCAAUUUUCUCGAGGAAAGUGAAGGCGCAUGUUCUCUGAAAGUAUCACAAGAUCCAUUCCUACAACAUGUGAACAAAGAACUGAAAGAAAAAGAAAUUCAGGCUGUUGCCACAAAUCCCAGAACUACUCACCAGCUAAAAUGGCCUGUAUUGGGCCAGCUUGUCUUUUCAUCCAAGUUUCAGAAGUUGGAAACAUUUAAACCCUCAAAGGACGUUGACUUAAAGUCACUUCAUCUGCAGAAGCCCCUGGAAUCCACCUGGACCAAGACCAACAGCCAGUUCCUCUCUGGUCCCUCCAAAUCAAGUAGCCCCUUCACACCCCUCCAGAAAGAGCUCUUCUUAAUUAUGAACUCUUACCAGGACCUAUUCUACCCAGAAAGGACUGCCCUGAAGAAUGGGGAGGAGAUUCGCCAUGUGUACUGCCUACACGCAAUAAAUCAUGUCCUCAAAGCCAAUGCCCAGGUGCUUAGUAACAAUAGCAGACGUCGCAGUCAGAAGCUUGGGGUGGGUGACGAUGAUGACUUCAGAGACCAAGGGCUAACAAGGCCCAAGGUGCUGAUAGUUGUGCCCUUCCGAGAAGCUGCUCUGCGGGUGGUGCAGCUCUUCAUCAGCCUCCUUGAGGGUGACAGCAAGAAGAAAAUAAUUGUGAGCAAUAAAAAGAGGUUUAAGGGAGAGUAUGGCUCAGAUCCUGAGGAGAGACCACCCAACCUGAAGAGGCCUGAGGAUUAUGAAGCUGUGUUUGUCGGCAACAUCGAUGACCACUUUCGGAUUGGCGUGGCAAUACUCCAGAGAAGCAUUCGUCUCUAUGCCCCCUUCUACUCCUCCGACAUCCUCAUUGCCUCCCCGCUGGGCUUGAGGACCAUCAUCGGUGCAGAAGGAGAAAAGAAGAGAGAUUUUGACUUUUUGUCUUCUAUUGAGCUGCUCAUCAUUGAUCAAGCCGACAUUUAUCUGAUGCAGAACUGGGAGCAUGUCCUGCAUUUGAUGAACCACAUGAACCUACUGCCCUUGGAUUCACACGGGGUGGACUUCUCCCGAGUGAGGAUGUGGAGCCUUAAUAGUUGGUCUAAGUACUAUCGCCAGACUCUGCUUUUUGGGGCCCUGCAGGAUGCCCAGAUCAACUCCGUGUUCAGCAAGUACUGCGUCAAUCUCCAAGGCCAGGUGGCUGUGAGGAACGUCCCAAUAACUGGCUCCAUCAGCCAUGUCCUGGUGCAGCUUCCACAUGUCUUCCAGAGGAUGGAAGCUGAAAAUGUAGCUUCGGUGAUUGAUGCCAGGUUUAAUUUUUUUGUGAACAAGAUUUUGCCUCAGUAUCGUGAUGCAGUCAUGUCUCAUACGCUCAUCUAUGUCCCCUCCUACUUUGACUUCGUGCGCCUCCGAAACUACUUCAAGAAGGAAGAACUGAACUUCACCCACAUCUGCGAGUACACUCCGAAGUCUGGUAUUUCCAGGGCCAGACACUUCUUCCUUCAAGGAGAGAAGCAGUUUUUGCUCCUCACAGAGCGCUUCCAUUUCUACAAAAGGUAUACCAUAAAAGGGAUCAGGAACCUGAUUUUCUAUGAACUGCCAACUUACUCCCACUUCUACAGUGAAGUCUGUAACAUGCUGAAAGCCACCAGCAGAGGAGAGGAAGCCGCCUGGACUUGCACUGUCCUCUACUCCAGGUAUGAUGCCCAGAGGUUGGCUGCUGUGGUUGGUGUGACACGGGCUGCACAGAUGCUGCAGUCCAAGAAGAACGUCCACCUCUUCAUUACUGGAGAAAGAUGAGAAUUUGUUGGACAGGAAAUGGUAUUGGCGGGAUAUAUAAUGCUGAUGCUGCGCCACUUGGACCCAGUUCUGAUCACUUACACAAGAGAAGGACUGCUAUAGAAGAGGAGCAUCAGGCAGUAUCAUAUUGGAUACUUCUUCCUUUUCAGGUCAUGUGUCCCUGAAAAGUUAAAUGUAAACCAAAUUUUGGUCACAUCUCUCAGACCUCGGGAGAGAGCUAAUAGAAUUCCAAAAGACUGAUAGAAGGAAAAACUUCUACUUGUGAAAUUUUUUGUAAGCUAUAAAUUCUUCUAUUGUUAUUUUAUUCUCUAUUGUACUUGAUAAAGUCUUUCAGGUUUGCCUGUU